AUGUUCGGUGUUAUAAGAAACAAGACUAUUCGCCCUUCCUUCUCCGCAUUCAGAUUUUUCUCUUCUUCAGCUAAACAGAUGACAGUGAGAGAUGCUCUUAAUUCUGCACUUGAUGAGGAAAUGUCUGCUGAUUCUAAAGUUUUCUUGAUGGGUGAAGAGGUUGGAGAAUAUCAAGGUGCAUAUAAGAUUACCAAGGGAUUGCUAGAGAAGUAUGGUCCUGAAAGGGUUCUCGACACUCCCAUCACCGAGGCUGGGUUUACUGGGAUUGGAGUUGGUGCUGCUUACUAUGGUCUAAAGCCUGUUGUGGAGUUUAUGACAUUUAACUUCUCCAUGCAGGCAAUAGAUCACAUCAUUAAUUCUGCUGCAAAAUCAAAUUACAUGUCUGCUGGGCAAAUAUCUGUACCUAUUGUCUUUAGAGGACCUAAUGGUGCUGCUGCUGGAGUUGGUGCUCAGCACUCUCAUUGUUAUGCAUCUUGGUAUGGCUCGUGCCCUGGGUUGAAAGUUUUGGCACCAUAUUCAGCUGAAGAUGCCCGUGGUUUACUUAAAGCUGCUAUUAGGGACCCUGAUCCUGUAGUUUUCCUUGAAAAUGAGUUGUUAUAUGGUGAGUCAUUCCCUGUUUCUGCCGAAGUUCUUGAUUCCAGCUUUUGCCUUCCCAUUGGAAAAGCAAAGAUUGAGAGAGAAGGAAAAGAUGUGACUAUUACAGCCUUCUCAAAAAUGGUUGGCUUUGCUCUAAAGGCUGCUGAGAUACUUGAAAAGGAAGGAAUCAGUGCCGAGGUUAUUAAUUUACGGUCAAUCAGGCCACUUGAUCGACCCACCAUCAAUGCUUCCGUAAGGAAAACCAACAGAUUGGUGACAGUUGAAGAAGGGUUUCCUCAGCACGGUGUUGGCGCUGAAAUCUGCACUUCUGUCAUUGAGGAAAGUUUUGGCUAUCUUGAUGCACCGGUUGAGAGAAUUGCUGGCGCUGAUGUUCCCAUGCCUUAUGCAGCUAAUCUCGAGAGAUUGGCUGUCCCACAUGUUGAAGAUAUCGUUCGUGCUGCGAAGAGAGCAUGCCACAGAUCCGUGCCUCUGGCCGCAGCUGCCUAA
This is a messenger RNA of Lathyrus sativus (Indian pea), 1083 nucleotides long. The record is from the annotation of a GenBank genome assembly. Lineage: Eukaryota; Viridiplantae; Streptophyta; Magnoliopsida; Fabales; Fabaceae.